AUGGAUACUAAUGACGACCCUGAUGAAGAUCAUCUGACAAGUUAUGAUAUUCAGCUCAGUAUUCAAGAAUCCAUUGAAGCCAGCAAGACUGUAUUUUACCCUGAAAGAGACUUGUUAUCAGCCUAUGUGUUUCAUUUAGGUCAUAUUCUAGAGCUCCAGGAAUAUGUGAAAUGUAAAUAUGCGUUAGAUGAAGCCGAUGAAAAAGGAUGGUUUCCACUGCAUGAAGCUGUUGUUCAGCCCAUUCAGCAAGUACUUGAAAUCGUUCUGGACGCUGUCAAAAAGGGCUCGUAUGACAUGGUGUCUGCUCUGCUCAAAUACAAAACCAGCCUUGACCAGCCGUGUGCCAAGCGAUGGUCAGCCAUGCACGAAGCCGCCAAGCAGGGCCGCAAAGACCUCGUAGCCCUGCUGCUGAAGCACGGCGGCAACGUGCACCUGCGGGACGGGUUUGGCACCACGCCGCUGGGCGUGGCCGCCGAGUUCGGCCAGUGCGAUGUGCUGGAACACCUAAUCCACAAAGGCGGUGAUGUGUUUGCUUUGGCGGAUGAUGGGGCAUCAGUGUUGUUUGAGGCAGCAGGAGGCGGUAACCCUGACUGCAUUUCCCUCGUGCUGGAAUAUGGAGGAAGCGGAAAUGUACCUAACAGGGCUGGGCACCUUCCUAUACACCGAGCCGCCUACGAGGGACAUUACCUUGCGCUGAAAUAUCUUAUCCCAGUAACAUCCAAAAAUGCAAUCCAGAAAAGUGGGCUAACACCAAUUCACUCAGCGGCAGAUGGACAAAACUUACAGUGCCUUGAACUGCUCAUUGAAAAUGGUUUUGAUGUCAAUUCUCUGCUUGCUGACCACAUUUCUGAGAGCUAUGAUGAUGACAGGAAGACUGCACUCUAUUUUGCUGUUUCUAAUAAUGACAUCCAUUGCACAGAAGUCCUUCUGAACGCCGGUGCCGACCCAAACUUAGAUCCCCUCAACUGUCUCCUGGUGGCAGUAAGGGCCAAUAAUCAUGAAAUUGUCCGGCUGCUUCUCUCCCACGGAGCUAAUGUCAAUUGUUAUUUCAUGCAUGUUAGUGACACUCGGUUCCCCAGUGCCAUCCAGUAUGCCCUAAAUGACGAAGCAAUGCUGAGGCUGUUGCUGAAUAAUGGCUACCGAGUGGAGCUGUGCUUUGAGUGCAUGCACGGAGACAUCUUUGGAAAUUCGUUUGUGUGGUCAGAGAUAGAGGAAGAGGUACUGCCGGGAUGGACAUCUUGUGUAAUAAAAGAUAACCCGUUCUGUGAGUUUAUUACAGUUCCUUGGAUGAAACACUUGGUAGGCAGCGUUAUCCGCGUAUUAAUAGAUUAUAUGGAUUAUGUCCCUUUGUGUGCUAAACUGAAGUCUGCAUUGGAAGCACAGAGAGAAUGGCCAGAAAUCCGUCAAAUACUAGAGAACCCUUGCUCAUUAAAGCAUUUGUGUCGGUUAAAAAUUCGAAGACUUGUGGGACUUCAGCGACUCUGCCAGCCAGCCUCAAUGGAGAAGCUUCCUCUACCACCAACUAUUCAAAGAUACAUAUUAUUUAAAGAAUAUGAUCUCUAUGGACAGGAGCUAAAAUGGAUUUAAAAAUUGUUCAACAGGAUUCCCUCAGAGAAUUUCUUGGAAUCGGUUUAUAUCUUUAAGUGUGUUUAAAUGCAUUGACAAUUUUAUAAUGGGAUCCUGUGUUCUUAUGGGAACGCUGAGUUUUAUGUCUUUAAAGACCUUUACAUUGUGAUUUUUUUAACUUAAGUAUAGUUAAUAUAUAUUACAUUAGUUGUAUUAGUUUCAGGUGUACAAUAUAGUGAUUCAACAUUUGUAUACCUUACAAUGUAAUCACUCCACUAAUUGUACUAGUCACCUGUCACAGUGCAAACUUAUGACAAUAUUAUUAACUACAUUCCCCUUUGCCUUUUUUACCCAUCCUCCCCUUCUGGUAACCAUCCCUUUGGUUACAAUGUGAUUUUUUUUUUAAGCAAGUCAAUAUUUUACAUUUGAAUUUCUAUUAUCUUCACUGGCAAUAAGUCUUCAAACUCCAUCAAGUGCUCCCACAUUAUCCAUGAGCAAGCCUCUCCUAUGUUUAUAAAACGAAGAACCACUUUCUCAAAUCCACAUCUUCAGCCAGUUGCUGGCCCAUUCCUCUCCUCUCUUUCACAGCUAUACCACUGACAGGGGUCCUUCCUGCUUACAGAGUCACACUGUUUCUCCACUGCCCUUCUCAAGGUCCUUAACCCCUUCCUCAUUGCUAAUUUCAACAUGCAUUUUUCUUCAGUCCUCUAAGCGGAUUCCUGCAGCACCCAAUACUGUUGCCUGCCCCCUCCUUGAAAAGGUCUUCCCCUGGUUUUCACGACACCUUGCUUUCUUGGCUCUCCUCCCACCUCCCAGGCUGCUGUCUCUGGCUUCUUCCUGCGUUGCUCACCUCCUGUCAACCCUUUAGUAAUAUGCCUUAAGCUCUCUUCUCUUUUUAUGCUGUGUUCUCUGGGAAAUUUCAUCCCCGUCCUAUGUGCUCUUGACAAUAAAAUUUGUAUCCAGAGUGCA
Hipposideros armiger (great roundleaf bat) is the source of this 2535-nucleotide messenger RNA. RefSeq names its product ankyrin repeat and SOCS box containing 15 (gene ASB15). Gene Ontology annotation, biological process: intracellular signal transduction. Gene Ontology annotation, molecular function: protein binding. Bases 1 to 1587 code for a protein of 528 amino acids. The record is from RefSeq and is a predicted model, not a curated record. Gene Ontology annotation, cellular component: cytoplasm. NCBI's taxonomy places the organism in Eukaryota, Metazoa, Chordata, Mammalia, Chiroptera, Hipposideridae. The transcript is spliced from 7 exons.